This is a messenger RNA of Corticium candelabrum, 1441 nucleotides long. Its product is annotated as protein arginine N-methyltransferase 2-like. The record is from RefSeq and is a predicted model, not a curated record. Gene Ontology annotation, molecular function: protein binding; protein-arginine N-methyltransferase activity. Gene Ontology annotation, biological process: peptidyl-arginine methylation. Lineage: Eukaryota; Metazoa; Porifera; Homoscleromorpha; Homosclerophorida; Plakinidae. The transcript is spliced from 12 exons. Gene Ontology annotation, cellular component: nucleus. The coding region runs from base 18 to 1283 and encodes 421 amino acids.
UGACAUCGACAGAUCACAUGGCGGCGGCGGUAACUUCGGAGUCGUCUCAAGGCAACACCGAGUCUAUUCUAAUAGCUACAAGCGACUUCCAGGCUGCGGAUGACAAUCAGCUUUCGUUCAAGCGUGGUGAUCGUUUUGUUGUGAUCAGUGCGUCAUCCGAGCACUGGUGGUGGUGUGAGGCUCGAGGGAAAGGCGAGAAAGGCUACGUGCCUGUCAAUCACGUUGUCACUCAUGAUCGCUGGCUGGAGGAAGAGGCUGAACGAUGGCAGGAUGAUGAGUACUUCGAUAGUUAUGGACACUUGAAAUUGCAUUUGGAGAUGUUGGAUGACCAGGCGAGAACAAACGCGUAUUUACAAGCGGUUCGAUUAGGAGCAGGAUUUUUAAAAGAUAAGGUCGUAUUAGAUGUUGGAUGUGGAACUGGCAUACUUAGCAUGUUCUGUGCUCAUUCAGGCAAUGCGCGAAAAGUUUAUGCUGUUGAAGCUAGUGAGAUGGCCAAUCACACGGAGAAGGUGGUACGAUGUAACGGUUUGGAAGGCAAAGUGCAGGUCAUAAAGGGUAAAAUAGAGGAUAUAGUGCUACCUGAAAAAGUUGACGUUAUUGUUUCUGAGUGGAUGGGAACUUUGCUGUUGUUUGAACUGAUGUUAGAGUCUGUGCUGAAAGCACGCAACAGAUUUCUAAAACAGGGUGGUGUUAUGUGGCCAUCAGAAGCAUCUCUGUUUCUUGUACCGUGCUCAGCACAGUUUGAAUAUGACAGAAAGCUAGCAUUCUGGGAACAUCAAUAUGGGUUUGACUUUAGCCCUCUAAUACCUUUAGCCAAGCAGCACUUCUUCAGUAAGCCCGUAUAUAAUCACAAAUUGUCAAAUGAAGACUGUUUGUCAGAGGCGCAGCGUAUAGUCACUUUAGAUCUUGCAACUGUAAAAGAGAGUGAGAUAGAGUGUGUUUCGUGUUCGUAUUCAUUCUUAGUGAAGCGUUCAGGUUGUUUUCAUGGGUUUGCCUCAUGGUUUGAAGUAGUUUUUGGCGGAUUCGAUCUUCCCAUGGGAGAGGAACAUAUAAAGCUCUGCACUGGACCGGAUAAUCAGCCAACUCAUUGGAAUCAGGAUUUUUUCAUGUUGGAUGAUUCGAUGACACUGGAAGAACAUGAUGAAAUUUUAGGAAUUAUUGUUAUUAAACGAAAUCCUUACUGGAGAAGACAUUUGAAGGUAACAUUUGAGUGGAGCGUGAAGAAAAGAGGUGGCCUUACUGUGAUUCCGAAAGUCAGCAAGGAGUUUCUACUUUGGCGCUGAGUAGUACACUACUGAUUAUUGUAUUCUAGCCUACAGCUCAGUUAUUAUUUGAUAGUGCAAAAUUAUUGAGUAUUUUUGAUACGGUAAUUACCUCUCUGAAUAUUAAUGCUUACAAGCGUUUAUUACAAUAGUCAGGAAAAGUGAUUCUGAAAAUUGAA